This is a messenger RNA of Morone saxatilis (striped sea-bass), 705 nucleotides long. RefSeq names its product phosphoribosylaminoimidazole carboxylase, phosphoribosylaminoimidazole succinocarboxamide synthetase (gene paics). NCBI's taxonomy places the organism in Eukaryota, Metazoa, Chordata, Actinopteri, Moronidae. The transcript has 3 exons. The coding region runs from base 102 to 566 and encodes 154 amino acids. Gene Ontology annotation, biological process: 'de novo' IMP biosynthetic process. The record is from RefSeq and is a predicted model, not a curated record.
GGCUUUCAGUGGACGUACAGACUUGUGUGGAGUUAAUGAGCGCCGUGUAUUGUCUCUAGCUGCUUCUGGAGCCCCAGGCCAGUGGCAGAGUGGUCGUUUUGAUGGGCUCCACCUCGGACAUGGCUCACUGUGAAAAAAUCAAGAAGGCCUGUACCUCCUACGGGAUUAUGUGCAUCCUGAGAGUCACCUCGGCACACAAAGGUCCAGAUGAGACACUCCGCAUCAAAGCAGAAUAUGAAGGUGACGACGUACCAACUGUGUUUGUGGCUGUAGCCGGCAGAAGCAACGGCCUUGGUCCGGUGAUGUCUGGAAACACGGCAUAUCCCGUGAUCAACUGCCCACCUCUCACUCCAGACUGGGGUGCACAAGAUGUCUGGUCAUCUCUCCGUAUGCCAAGCGGUCUUGGUUGCUCCACAGUCCUCUCCCCUGAGGCCGCCGCUCAGUUUGCCGCGCAGAUCUUCGGGUUGACCGAUCACCUGGUGUGGUGCAAACUGAGAGCCUCCAUGCUCAACACCUGGGUGUCUCUGAAGCUGGCUGACAAGAAGUUACAGGCCUGCAGCCUCUGAAGUGUCUUCCCUUUGAGCCUUGUGUGCUCUCUUAGGGCUCUACUGUCUGUCAAUGUUAUGUCUUUGUUUACCAUAAGAACCCACUAACAGUGUACUUUGUCACACAUAUAAAUCAUUCCAUUAAAAGCUUCUUAAUUAA